Molecule: messenger RNA, 1478 nt
Organism: Peromyscus californicus insignis
Lineage: Eukaryota; Metazoa; Chordata; Mammalia; Rodentia; Cricetidae
Gene: Hspb3
Product: heat shock protein family B (small) member 3
Exons: 1
Coding region: 900-1358 (152 amino acids)
Cellular component (GO): nuclear speck; cytoplasm
Source: RefSeq, a predicted model, not a curated record
GCAAUGAGGUAGGAACCUAUUUCAGUGGUAGAGUCCCUGACCAGCACCCAGACUUUAUUUUUACUUAACAUAUAUCGGGGAUCUUCUGUAGCAGCUUCCUCAUUCUUUAAGGUGCUUUAGUUGAGAAAGGACACGUGAUUUAUCUUUGCCCAUUCAAUAGCAGGGUAUUGACUAGAUCAAUCCUAGGUUUUCUGAACUUUAAUAUGAAAUAGUUGAAAGGGUUGACAUUCUUCGCUCUGCUAUGACUAUUUCUAGCACGAAGGUUCUCCACCCCCAUCCGAAGUUGCAUACUCUUCCAGUCAUCCCGUCUCAUUUUUGCUGAGUCAAAUGUACAACAACCGGAUGAUAUGGCUCAGAUGUCCCUUAAGCACGAAAGACGAAAAAAGAAGGGUGUAUGAUAAGGGCGUAGAGUUUAUUCGCUGUUUGAAAUUGAUGGUGUGUGUGUAUCUUUAUUUCCCAUAAACCACAGCUAGAAUCUUCUCCCUCUGCUUGGGAUUUGCAGGCGAGGGGAGAGGUCCAACUAGCUCCUUCAGAGAUGAGCACACACUUCAUGGUUUACAGGGAGGCCACACCUAAAAAUCUUCAAGAGCUGCUUCUGGUUUCUACUUCGUCUCUUGGGGUGAGCAAGGCAGACCGGACUACCAGGGCUAACGGAGCCUGUAAGAGCGAUCCUUGCCUGGCCGGCUUCUGCAGGCUGUGAGCUAAAUGCAGUUCAGAGAGGCGGCUAUAAAUAGUCAUUCAUUGUCAGUGUGUGUGAAAAGACAAGAGUGAGUGUGCUGGUCUGAUUCAGGCCCAGUUAAACGGCUGUCUGGACAGGACUAUAAACGAAGUCCGCAGGCAACGCCAGGGGCUGGACACUCACCGAAGGGAAGCUGUUCAACGCCGGAGUCGCCUCUGCUAUGGCAAAAAUCAUCUUGAGGCACCUCAUAGAGACCCCAGUGCGUUAUCAGGAGGAGUUUGAAGCUCGGGGCUUGGAAGACUGCAGACUGGAUCAUGCUUUAUAUGCACUGCCCGGGCCAACCAUCGAGGACCUGAGGAAAGCCAGAGGCACGCCACAGGCUCUUGCAGAGGACUCAGCCUCCACCGAGACGCCACCCAGAGAAGGCAAAUCCCGCUUCCAGAUCCUGCUGGAUGUGGUCCAGUUCCUGCCCGAGGACAUCAUCAUCCAGACCUUCGAGGGCUGGCUGCUGAUCAAAGCGCAGCAUGGGACCAGAAUGGACGAGCACGGCUUUAUAUCCCGGAGUUUCACCAGACAGUACAAACUGCCAGAUGGCAUCGAAACCAAGGAUUUGUCUGCCAUCCUCUGUCACGAUGGAAUUUUGGUGGUGGAGGUAAAGGAUCCACUAGGGACCAAGUAAAACCUUAUUGGUUCUUGUUCAUAUGACAGGAGAAAGAUGGAAGCCAGCGACACCGGGGAUGUUUAACUUUUGAGAUGGUUUGCUGUAACUUUUAUGAGGAUUAAAAACAUAUCCACAGUU